Messenger RNA from Aureobasidium pullulans EXF-150, 1941 nucleotides. RefSeq lists its product as uncharacterized. The record is from RefSeq and is a predicted model, not a curated record. The coding region runs from base 1 to 1941 and encodes 646 amino acids. The transcript has a single exon. Lineage: Eukaryota; Fungi; Ascomycota; Dothideomycetes; Dothideales; Saccotheciaceae.
AUGGCUCCUCAAUUUGUACAACCUCACGCUCUUUACCAACGAGAUACAGUAGCUUUGCCGGCAAAGCUUCUGCAAACCAUUCCUACCUGCGCUCAAGAAUGCGUAUCCUCGGCAGUUGUCUCGUCUUUCGUUCCUCAGAAAUGCAAGAGUACCACUGAUGGUGCAUGCCUUUGCUCAAAUUACAGCACCUCUGGCUUUACCUUUGGAGAGGUAGUGCUCGGCUGCGUUUACUCAAGUUGCUCUGCUGGAGUUAGGAAUGCAUCUGAGCAUGAUGCCUUCAAUGUGUGUUCUACAUACACCAAGACCGUAACAGCCACUCAUUCUGUCUUGACCUUGUUGACGACGGGGGCUGCUGCUCCAUCCACCUCUUCAUCGCCGACAUCGAAAUCAUCUCCGCAAGCGACUGGUGUAUCCACCAUCCCCACCACUCUGACAACUCAGGCUUCGAGUACGAGCAUCACCUCAACAUCAACAGUUCCCACUUCGUCAUCAGGAGCAUCAACUGAGGUCUCUUCCACACCAACCGGACCACCCCAAAUCUUGACGACAGGCCAGACUGUUGGUAUCUCGGUUGCCUCAAUAGCGAUAGCUGCUCUGCUAUUUGGACUAUGCUUCUUCUGCUGUUGCUGUGCAAGACGUCGCAAGAAGGAAAAGAAAAACAAGAAGUCUGGCACACCGACAAGAAAAUGGUUCAAAUCGAGCCACCGUCUCGACUUCCAAGACCAGUCGUCUCCGACAGGAUCUAGAUUCCCUUCUAAGAACACCACCAGACCGGCUACUUCGUCUCCAGAAGGUCCUGUCAGACCUCCAAGAUCCUACCAAGCAAGCCCGAACAGAUCGCCUCGCUCGUCUUUCGACAGCUUUGCCAAAUCACCUGAGACUAUCACACAACGUCGUUUCAGGCCAUCACUGCGGCCACAGCUUGAGUGGUGGAGAGAGACAUCUCGUCCAGACAUACGCCAGGUUCCACACGGUCUCAAGUCGCAUAGAGCAAGCAUUGCGUCACCCAGUCGUAGUGAGACAAGGUCUUCGAGGCUUCCUACCCCAAUCGCCAACAUCACAAUCAAUUUGAAGAAGGCAAGCAAGCAGCUUCGACCUGACAGUGCCGCCACUAGAUGGACGGUUUUCGAGGAAGACUGCAAGACUCCAGGACACAAGAAGACACUCCCUGCUCCUCCCUACCCUCCCAGACCUCUGUUUCUGGCGCCCAUUCAUCCUCCACCAGGGCCCAGCUUCGCAGAUCGAUAUACCAUUUCGCCGGAAGAAAUGACCGAGUCAGGUCUGAUGCUUCAAAUCCCACGCAAGCCUGUGAGACACGAUGAGAUAUCAGCACAGAACGGCAUCACACUAGUCACGGGCAUCAGCGGACACGAAAAUCUGCCAAUGCCACCGAGCAGUGCGGCAAGCUACCUCCCCGCCUACUACACCAGCUCUGACAGCCGCACCCCCGUAGCACCAAAAUCGAGUCCCCACGACCACGAACGCUUCAGCCAACCUCACUUUGCACCAAUGCCUCUGAUGCCUCGUGCCGUCCGCAACUCCUGGGCAUCAGCCACAACUUUCGAAUCAGUCGAUCCAGAUGAAACAACACCUGAGAAUGAGGUCGACAAACAACUAUCACCGGUUUCUUACCCUAAGGUCCCUCGUCCUUCCAAUCAAGCUAUUCCUCGUUCUUCUCCUUCAACCAUCUCCAGUCGCAAAGUCACUUUGGCUGCAAAGAGACGUGGUGAGGACUUGUCUCUGGAUCUUGGAAGAGGCUUGAGGAUUGCCAAUAUCAGAGAGGCACCGGAAUCGCCAUUGAGAAAGUAUGAAAACAGGAAUAAGAGAGGGAAUGAUCAGACUCCUCAGAUGGGAUUGAAGAGUCCGCUUUGGGAGCCCAAACUCACACCCAGCAGAAGAGGAGAUGAUUUGUAUCUUUCUGUGGAGGUGAAGGGUCGUUGA